GCUGCAAAAUCUCUGAAGUAAUCAUUGCGAAGCCCAUACUCUCGUCACGUCAACCAAAUCCAAUCAACCAAAGAUGGGCCUCAGCCCCUCAAAGCGCGUGGACGCGGCGCUCCGGCGGGCGCCGGCGUUCGCCGCCGCCUGCGACGCCGCCUUCGACCGCUGCCUCGCCGACGCCCAGCACGCCUUCUCCGGCGUCCGCCCCUACCAGCUUGCGGACGCGUCCGAGCACCUCCACUCGGCCCUGCGGGGCUCCCUCCCUAUCGUCCGCCGCUGGGUGCCCUCGCCGCCGCCGCGCGUGCGCGUAGACUCUGCGCUGCGCGCCUCUGGCUUGGAAGGCGCUGCCGAGCUCUCGCGGGAUCAGUUCGGGGAGUUCGCGGCCGAGCUGUUCAGGGAGGCCGUGCUCGCCGGCGCGGCAGAGGCGGCGCUCGUCCGUGCCCCGGCCGGCGCGGCCGGGAUCCUCGGGGUGGCCAUCGUGUCCCGCGCCGGCGCCGGGGCGGCUGGGAAGUUGGUCGCUGUCUACACCGCCGGCGUCGCCGCUGCUGUUUACCUCAGCUUGGGCUAGGCCUUUGUUAAGUUGUAAAUCAGCACAAUAAACUGCUUGUACUACUCCGAUGUAAUCUGAAGAGAUGUUUCUUGCGUAGUAUGGUCAGUAUAAAUACAAGAGAGAUUAGCAACAACAGGAGUGCCUAGGCUUGAAGGGAGGUGAUCAAGGUUUCAAGUAGGGUUUGGUUUUCAGGUUUAGCCCUAAACUUCAGAAUCUCCAGGUCUUAAGUUAGUCCUCUCUUCCAGCUCAACAAAGUGAGUGCCACCGUAUCAAAGUGACGUCUGUUUCUCUGCUUUCAUAUGUUCCAGGCUGCCAGGAUCGCAACUUCUUUGAACAUGGCCUCAUGCCAGCUUCUAGUCGCCAUGGCCAUCACUCCUGCAUACCUCUGGAGGUGUCCCAAUGAAUAUUCAAGAUCCCCCAGCAUGAAGCACUGAGCUCACGUUCGGAGAAUAAGUGAGUGUUAGUUUCAACAGGUUAGUUGGAGCAUAGCAAGCAUGAGUGAUCAUCACCAAUGUUGAAGUGCCUCCUGCAGAGAAGAUCCCUUGUUUUAACUCCAUCCAUGAACAUCAACCAGGCAAAAACCUUGUGCUUCAUCGUA
Molecule: messenger RNA, 1142 nt
Organism: Triticum urartu
Lineage: Eukaryota; Viridiplantae; Streptophyta; Magnoliopsida; Poales; Poaceae
Source: RefSeq, a predicted model, not a curated record